AUGCUUGGACUGGUGUCGUAUGACAGCAGUAGCGAGGAUGAAGUAGAAGUCCCUGAGGUGAAACCCUCGUCCAAGGCAAAGGAUCAGGAUGGAGACACAAUACUUGAAGAAAGUACGAACCUAGAAAAAGAGGGACUCUCUACGGACCAUAUUGAUACACCACCAUUAGAGUCGAGACCUAUAAAUGGGCCUGUUCUUGGGCCAGAGCAGCCAACAGAGAUAGUCGGCCCUUUCAUAGAAGAACAAGAACCAGGCCAAUCCUCACCAUAUUCUGCCUCCCGAGCCCUGGUACAAGAUCUGACGCUGCCUCCCGUGCCUUACCUUGAGAUACCUCCAUCACCACCUGGAUCACCAGACCCGAUCGCAAGUGGGAAAACAACACAGUUUCUAGCAUUGAAGAAACAAGGUGUACAUUUCAAUGAAAAAUUGUCGGCUUCUUCUUCGUUGAAAAACCCGAGUCUGUUCCUCAAAUUACGUGAGCAUACGGGUAUCGAUGAUGAGAGUCAAUACGCAACAAGUCUUCCAUCGGAUAUAUGGGAUCACAGUUCACUGCCUGCUUGGGCAUAUAAAGAGGAGCUUUUGAAAAUGCAGCAGGCUAUACGCUCCAAGAUUGAAGAAGCGAAACAAGGAGACAAGAAUCGGACCAUUGACUUCGUGUCCUCUACGCGUCGUGAAUGA
This is a messenger RNA of Talaromyces amestolkiae, 678 nucleotides long. RefSeq lists its product as uncharacterized. Gene Ontology annotation, biological process: regulation of DNA-templated transcription. Lineage: Eukaryota; Fungi; Ascomycota; Eurotiomycetes; Eurotiales; Trichocomaceae. The record is from RefSeq and is a predicted model, not a curated record. The transcript is spliced from 3 exons. Gene Ontology annotation, cellular component: nucleus. The coding region runs from base 1 to 678 and encodes 225 amino acids.